Molecule: messenger RNA, 1667 nt
Organism: Salvelinus sp. IW2-2015
Lineage: Eukaryota; Metazoa; Chordata; Actinopteri; Salmoniformes; Salmonidae
Source: RefSeq, a predicted model, not a curated record
GCCCACUCCCUGUACUCCGCCGCGUAGUUGCUCUGUCUUUCACUGGAGAUCACGAACGCCGGAGUACUCUUAACCAGCAAACAGCCAUGGCAGAAAACGCCGGCUUGGAUAACCACCGUAUCAAGAGCUUCAAAAACAAGGGACGCGAUGUCGAGACUAUGAGAAGACAUCGAAAUGACGUGACAGUCGAGCUGAGGAAGAACAAACGAGACGAGCAUCUCCUGAAGAAGAGGAAUGUCCCACAGGAGGACAGUCUGGAGGACUCCGACUUCGACUCCGACUUCAAAGGGCAAAAUGUCACACUGGAGGCCAUCUUACAGAACGCCACCAGUGAUAAUGCUGUGGUCCAGCUUAGUGCCGUACAGGCUGCCAGAAAACUCCUCUCCAGUGACAGAAACCCUCCCAUUGAUGACUUGAUAAAGUCGGGCGUCCUGCCCAUCCUAGUCAAAUGUCUGGAGAGAGAUGACAAUCCGUCUCUUCAGUUUGAGGCAGCCUGGGCCCUGACCAACAUAGCGUCUGGCACGUCACAACAGACCCAAGCUGUGGUCAAAUCCAAUGCUGUUCCCCUGUUCCUGCGGCUGCUCCACUCUCCCCAUCACAAUGUGUGUGAACAGGCCGUGUGGGCGCUAGGCAACAUCAUAGGCGACGGGCCACAGUGCAGGGAUUACGUCAUCUCGUUGGGCGUGGUCAAGCCCCUGCUGUCCUUCAUUAACCCCUCCAUCCCCAUCACCUUCCUCCGUAACGUCACCUGGGUCAUUGUCAACCUCUGCCGCAACAAGGACCCACCACCCCCCAUGGAAACAGUACAGGAGCUUCUCCCAGCGCUGUGUGUUCUUAUAUACCACACAGAUAUAAAUAUCCUUGUAGACACGGUGUGGGCUCUGUCCUACCUGACAGACGGUGGGAACGAGCAGAUUCAGAUGGUGAUAGACUCUGGUGUGGUCCCCUUCCUUGUGCCCCUGCUCAGCCACCAGGAGGUCAAAGUUCAGACGGCUGCUCUGAGGGCGGUGGGGAACAUUGUGACUGGGACAGACGAGCAGACACAGGUGGUGCUCAACUGUGACGUCCUCUCCCACUUCCCCAACCUGCUCACACACCCCAAAGAAAAGAUCAACAAGGAAGCAGUGUGGUUCUUGUCCAAUAUCACGGCUGGGAACCAACAGCAGGUUCAGGCAGUGAUCGACGCAGCACUCGUCCCCUUGAUCAUCCACCAACUGGCCAAGGGGGACUUUGGCACUCAGAAGGAGGCAGCAUGGGCCAUCAGCAACCUCACCAUCAGUGGCAGGAAAGACCAGGUGGAGUACCUGGUGCAGCAGAAUGUGAUCCCUCCAUUCUGCAGCCUGCUGUCAGUGAAGGACUCCCAGGUGGUUCAGGUGGUCCUAGACGGCCUCAAGAACGUCCUCAUCAUGGCCGGGGACGAGGCCAGCACCAUCGCUGAGAUCAUAGAGGAGUNCAAUUUCACCUACACACUCCCUGUCAUAACACAGCCACACCGGAGMACGGACGGCACGGUGGUUAUUUUAARGGGUGUGUCCAUCUCUGUCUCUGUGUGUGUUUAUAAAGUCCCCUCGUUCUCCUGCCUCUAUAAGGACCUGAGACCUCGGCGGAUCCCAGGUGUGACAGUGGGGCCAGCAGGAAGAGCGCUGGCGGGGUCACUGUGUGUUUAG